AGCCAGCUAGCAUUAGUUAUACUAGUGGUCUUUGGAAUGUUCUUUUGGAAUGGGCACUAACUAAAAUGACUUUUUUCACAAAAAUCAAAGUUUCUUUUUAAAUUUAAACAUUGUAUUUGAAAGAGCCAGUCAAAACAUUGUUCAUUAGACCUCUUGCUUCAUUGGUAAGCUUACUUAUAACUGCUUUAUCACCCUUAUUAGUGAUGAAUGAAAUUUACUAUUCCAUGCUCACUUACCAUACAAUUUCUCUGACAUGCUUCAUAUAACACUCUGCCCCGCCCACUUAAAAAAAUCUUACAGCAAUCAAUACUAUUGUUAUAUGUCAACUAGUAUUGUAGCCACAAUGUAAGAUCAGUUAUUGUGAUUGGCUGUAAAAACGGCUCAGGUCACGUGUUCAGCGUACGCUCUUAAAAGUUCCGCCUGGGUUCGUUAGUAGCGGACGUUAGCCUUUUGUGAAUAUUUAUGUUCUGUAAAUUUAUAUUUUAUUAAUUUUAUUAGAAACUGUUUCCCCGGUGUUGUACGCAAUGAAUGUGAGCUGGAUUUUCUUCACCUUCCUGCUUCUGAUACACACAGUGCCGGUGCAGAGUGUUGAAGGUUUUAUAGGAGAAUCCGUGAUCUUACCGUGUACGUUCGCACAGAAUCCGCCGGUUGUCUUUUGGCGAGACGAAGGCACCAGGACAGUGUGUGACAUCAGUGGUGGUGAAGCCAGUUUCGAUGAGCAGCAUUCAAACUAUAAACACAGAGUUCAAAUAUUUCCAUCAAAAAUUAAGGAGGGGAAUUUUUCCAUCAAGCUGAGCAACUUGCAGCACUCUGAUGGAGGAACGUACACCUGCACCGACCCAAGCAAAGGUCUUGACCAGCAAGUGCAACUGAAGGUUGAAGAGAAACCAACCACACCAGAGGGAAAGGGGAGACGAGUCACACCAGAAAGUACUUCCACACCAAGAAACGGUGAUUCCCCGAGACGUGCAGACGAUCUGUUAACGUUCCUGCUGGGAUGUGCUCUGCUCUACAGCUUAACCUUCUGAAGAAAACCGCAAGCUCCGUGUGUGCAUUAUCUUCACAUACAGGCAUCACAGCAAUGUCUUUUACAGAUUUCUGCUCGGUUUAUAAUGUGUGUAUUUGUUUUGCAGAGUUUUGCGGUGUAGUACCCAGUGUUUACAAAAAGUAGAAUGUCAUCAGCUGUGCAGAAGGUCAUUGUGUUGUGUUAUAGCUUUAGAAACACUUUACUCAGCACAUUACUGUAUUUACUCUUAUACACUCCUCCUUCUUCUAUCCAUUUUCAUGGGUCACAAUUUUGACACAGGGCCACAAAACUAUAUUUUAUACAGGAACAGUGUGCUUCAUUGACAUUGCACUUAUACUAUAUCUAUAUAUCUAUACACACACG
This is a messenger RNA of Ictalurus punctatus (channel catfish), 1390 nucleotides long. Its product is annotated as coxsackievirus and adenovirus receptor homolog. Gene Ontology annotation, cellular component: external side of plasma membrane. Gene Ontology annotation, biological process: cell surface receptor signaling pathway; negative regulation of T cell proliferation; immune response. Bases 525 to 1028 code for a protein of 167 amino acids. The record is from RefSeq and is a predicted model, not a curated record. NCBI's taxonomy places the organism in Eukaryota, Metazoa, Chordata, Actinopteri, Siluriformes, Ictaluridae. The transcript is spliced from 4 exons.